ACAGUUUGCCCCCGGGGUAAUGAAUCACACUCUGACUAACACAGGAGCAUUACCACACUGACGCAGGAGUUCAUGGGCUGUAACCUGUGCUGCUCUCUGCUGCGUGCUGCCACUUAUCAGGCAUUUUGUCUCUGACAAGCGCUCUGCGAGCGUCUGAUAGCUUGAGUCUGAGCGGCAGGUCUCACUGUGGCAAGACAGUAAAGUUAAGUUUGACAUUUAUCAGGACCUGUGGAGGAGCUGCAGAGCCCACCGCUGCUGAUCACGGUAUGCAGCCGAUCAGUGGUGUCAUAGUGCUCCUCGGUGUUUUGGGGGCUGUGAAGUUGCUGUCCCUGCCCUGGCUCUGUGGGCUGUUGGUGGGGCUGGGGAUGUGUAUUGCCUGGAGGGGCUCCUGGAAGUUCAUUCAUGUAGCUCUAUGCACCAUCAAAAGAGACAUGAUGUGCCUGGUUGUCAUAUUGCGGGUGAGGUUUUCCAUGUACCGAAAUCUGCGAAAUAGAAGCACUAUCCCCACCCUGUUUGCCCAGAUAGUGACACGGCACCCAGACAAACCCGCCUUGAUCUAUGAGGCCACGGGAGAGGUUUGGAGUUUCAGGGUUCUGCAGGAGCAAUGCCACGCAGUGGCACACUGGGUGCUGGCACAAGGCUGGGCUGAGGGUGAUGUGGUGGCCUUGUACAUGGAGAGCCGGCCUCUGGUGGUGGCUCUGUGGUUGGGCCUCGCUAUGGUCGGUGUAGAGGCCGCACUCAUCAACCACAACCUUCGACAGCACUCACUACUGCACUGUGUCAGUGUGUCCGGUGCUCGGGCAAUGGUGUUUGGGACGGAGCUGACGGAAGUGUCCGAGGUGAGCAGCUCUCUGCAGCCCAACAUGGCUUUGUUCAGCAGCGGUGAGCAGCAGGAGGAGGUGAAGCCUCGCAGCCUCCAUGUCCACAAUCUCGACGCCCUGCUGGCCAGUUCACCCAAACACUCGACAAACUACACAAUGAGGAAGGAGUUUAAUGACAGACUCUUUUACAUCUACACCUCUGGUACAACAGGGAUGCCAAAGGCAGCUGUAGUGGUGCACAGUCGGUAUUUUCGAAUCGCUGCCUUUGGUUUCUACUCUUUUGGCCUACGACAUGAUGACAUUAUUUACAACUGCCUUCCCCUGUAUCAUUCUGCAGGUACCAUCAUGUGUGUAGGCCAGUGUCUGCUCUUUGGUUUGACUGUUGUCAUCAGGAGGAAGUUCUCUGCCAGUCACUUUUGGGACGACUGUGUUAAACACAACUGCACUGUAAUCCAGUACAUCGGCGAGAUCUGCCGUUACCUGUUGGCUCAGCCAGUCCGCCCAUCUGAGGCAAAUCACAGAGUCCGAGUUGCAGUUGGUAACGGCCUCCGUCCCUCUGUGUGGGAGGAGUUUGUCCAGAGAUUCAGAAUCUUAAGAGUUGGAGAAUUUUACGGUGCCACCGAGUGCAACUGCAGCCUGAUCAACAUAGAUGGAAAGGUGGGGGCGUGUGGCUUCAACAGUCGCAUCCUGCCCGACUUUUACCCCAUCAGACUGGUCAGGGUGCAGGAGAACGGGAAGUUGCUCAGGGAUUCACAGGGACUCUGUAUACCUUGUCUGCCGGGUGAGCCAGGUAUGCUGGUGGGCAGCAUCAACCACACUGAUCCGCUCAGGAGAUUUGAUGGCUAUGCUGAUCAGGAUUCCACUAAUCAGAAACUAGCUUACAACGUCUUCGGGAUGGGAGACUCUGCUUACGUCUCGGGUGACGUGCUGGUGAUGGAUGAGUACGGCUACAUGUAUUUCAGAGACCGCAGCGGCGACACGUUUCGGUGGCGAGGGGAGAAUGUCUCCACCACCGAGGUGGAGGGCGUCCUCAGUGGCCUGCUAGGACACUCUGAUGUAGCUGUCUAUGGAGUUUCAGUACCAGGCGUGGAGGGAAAGGCUGGCAUGGCAGCAAUAGCUCAUGCAGGAGGCCCGUUUGACCUUGCUGCAUUCUUGAUUGCUGUAAAGAAGGCCCUGCCCUCCUACGCACGCCCCGUCUUCCUUCGGCUCAUGCCAUCUGUUGACACGACAGGUACAUUCAAAAUCCAGAAGAUGCGGCUGAAGAGAGAAGGAUACAAGCCACAAGACAUGAGUGAAACUAUUUAUUUCCUGAACAGUCGUGCUGGAUGUUACGAGCCUGUUACUGAUGAACUGUACGAUGCCAUCAUGGAGGGAGAGGUGUGUCUAUGAGAUUAUAUUUAUGAGAUACACAGGAAUGAAUGGUUUGUACUGUAUAUUUCAAAGGGGAAAGAAAGAGGAAAUACACAGAUGUACUGUAUUUCUAGGGCUUUAGUAAUGACUACAUCUUUCUAAAUAGUGUUACUUUUACUGUUACUUUUGUUCUUAAUUCCAUAUUCUGGAAAAUACAUUUAAAAAACAAACUAAGGGCUAAGUUAAUAUCAUUUGAAUAAAAGAAAACAUCAAUAGUUUUACAUCACUCGCCUCUGUUGUUAAAAUGUAGUAUAAUUUAAAAACAUUUAUGAUAUUGAUAAGUGCCUGUAAAAUGUAUAUGUUAUCACAUUUCUCACAAUAAAUGGAGUUCUUGAAUAGA
Scophthalmus maximus (turbot) is the source of this 2571-nucleotide messenger RNA. RefSeq names its product long-chain fatty acid transport protein 1. Gene Ontology annotation, molecular function: fatty acid transmembrane transporter activity; long-chain fatty acid transmembrane transporter activity; long-chain fatty acid-CoA ligase activity. Bases 267 to 2210 code for a protein of 647 amino acids. The transcript has 14 exons. Gene Ontology annotation, biological process: response to cold; phosphatidylinositol biosynthetic process; positive regulation of protein serine/threonine kinase activity. Gene Ontology annotation, cellular component: mitochondrial inner membrane; plasma membrane. NCBI's taxonomy places the organism in Eukaryota, Metazoa, Chordata, Actinopteri, Pleuronectiformes, Scophthalmidae. The record is from RefSeq and is a predicted model, not a curated record.